UGAGUCCCAUUCAUCUGUGCACUUGGGCGUUGGACGCGCAUCUUAUUAGCAGCAAGAGGGAUUUUCCAUUUUAGCAGCCUGGACGUCGGAUUUUAAUAUUCCUCGCCUUGGCCUUAUCAUUUCUUCACCCUCCUCCACCGCGGGACCGUGCUUUCAUUUGUCCGCUGCUGAGAGAGAGCAGAGCGGGGGACGCAGCGAGGGGCACCCCGUUAUCACGCAGACUCGGGUCUUUGUUCGCUUUGGAUCGCCUGCUCAGGGUUCUUUGUUGGAGCGAACGGCAGCAGAAUGGGAGCGCAACUAGCGAGGGCAACUGGGAAAGCCGAGCUGGCAGCUGAAAAACCCGGAGAGGCAGCUGUUUCACCCGCCAAAACCAACGGACAGCAGGAGAAUGGCCAUGUCAAAGCCAACGGUGAUGCUGCUGUUGAAGCAGGCAAAGAGGAAGUGCAUGCCAAUGGCAGUGCUCCUGCCGAGGAGGCUCCCAAAGAGGACGGAGAUGCCAAAGCCGAGGCCCCUGUAGAGAAUGGAGCAGAGGCAGAUAAAGUAGAGCCAGCUCCUGAGGCCGAAGCUAAGCCUGAGGAAGCCCAGGCCUCCACCAGCGAGACCGAGACACCCAAGAAGAAGAAGAAACGCUUCUCAUUCAAAAAGUCCUUUAAACUCAGCGGAUUCUCCUUUAAGAAGACCAAGAAGGAGACUGGAGAGGGAGCAGCUGAGGCUACCACAGAGGCCGCUGAGGCCCCAGAGGCAGCAGCAGAGGAGCCUAAGGCCGAAGAGGCGGCUGCCCCCAGCACAGAGCAGCCAACGGAGGAGCCCAAAGCCGUGACAGAGGCCCCUGCAGCAGAGCCCCAGCAGGCAGCCCCCACAGAGGAGCCCAAAGCAGAGGAGAAGCCCACUGAGCCUGCCCCUGAGGCCCCUAAAGAAGAGCCUGCCCCGGCUCCAGUAGAGGCGGCUCCUGCCCCAGAAGAGCCGGCCCCUACACAGGAGGCAGUGGCAGCUGAGGCCCCUGCAGAGGUCCCUGCAGAGGCCCCUGCUGAUGCUCCAGCUGAGAGUGCAGAGUGACAGUGCCUCCUGGAGGCUGUCUUCAGAACUCAAACCGAUCUCAACCCUUUGUAGUCCUGUCCCAUUGGCCCCUGACACAAAACUCGCUCAGUCCUUUCCUGCCCUGGGCUGACAGUGGGUGGCUUUGAUUUGUAAAACCAAUUAACUACAUCAGCCAUAUAUUUUUUAAACAGUAUUAUUUUUAUUUUGGGAUUUUUAUACAAAAUGUAAAAAGGACAUGGCCUUAGGGUGCAGCUGUCAGCGGGGGUAUAGGUCACCAAAUGAUAAUAAGUCUAAAAUCCAAUAUGAGACCAGCAUUCACAGAGGAGGACACAAUGUUUACAACAGCAGCCAGCCUUAGCCCUCCCUCAGUGACUCUGUAGGAACACACCUCUAUAGGCUUUCUUGUAUGUUGAUUUUCUGACCUUAUUAAAAUGUAAGUAUGUAUAGGUGGGGGAGUUUUUAACUGUGAUUAUUGUACAAAACGAAAUCUUGAUCUCAAGGAGCACAUGAAGUUUGCAGAUUAUUUCCAUCCUGUCAUUUUUAAACCAACACAUUAAAAACAAACCAGAUGAACUUGGACCCUGACCAAAUUGUGACGUGCAAAGCGUUACUGUCUACACUGUGGCGUUCAGAGCAUACUGAACCUGGAGACUUCAGAUGCAAAUGUUUGUGUAGCAUCUUGUUCUUGUUUUCUUUUUGUAAAUAGUGAAGACACUUUGGCCAAAUUUGACUUUGAGAUGGAAUGUAACUUUGCUUACAAAAAUGCUAUUAAAAUGUCUCUGCUUAA
Periophthalmus magnuspinnatus is the source of this 1825-nucleotide messenger RNA. It is a transcript of the gene marcksa, whose product is annotated as myristoylated alanine-rich protein kinase C substrate a. Gene Ontology annotation, biological process: central nervous system development; actin filament organization. Gene Ontology annotation, molecular function: actin filament binding; calmodulin binding. The transcript has 2 exons. Gene Ontology annotation, cellular component: cytoplasm; plasma membrane; actin filament bundle. Bases 286 to 1056 code for a protein of 256 amino acids. The record is from RefSeq and is a predicted model, not a curated record. NCBI's taxonomy places the organism in Eukaryota, Metazoa, Chordata, Actinopteri, Gobiiformes, Gobiidae.